GUUCGUUACAUAUAUAUAAGUAACGAAUUUUUUUAUUAUUGCUAAAGAAGGGAAACCAGACUCUACUGAUUCUUCAAAAAAGUUGUUAAUUUUUGGUUAGAUCCUUAAAAACAAAAACAAUUAGUAGAGCAUCUUGAAUGUGGUGCCGAUCAUGUUAUCGGUCGUUACACCAGAACCUUUCCCAAAUCGGGUAUCAGAUCUUGGCUUUAUCCGGAACAUCCUGCUUGCCUGCGUCAUUAUCACCUGGUUCAUAUCUUUGUAUCUCAUCCUCUCAAUUAUUUUUCAUCACGUUUCCAAAUCUAAACAAUUUCAGUCUCAAUCAGCAGUUCGCUUCCCACGUUGACAAAAUCGUCAAAGGUACAACCGACGGAAGGAAUGUCGCACUGCUUCGACGCUUGCUGUCGUCAACAGAUGAAUGAGAAACAACCAAGGAUGGCUCAGUCUUAACCCAACACUUGACAAUCGGGGUGUGAGUCUACUGAAGAACAGAAUGGCAAGACGAGUACUGGAGCAAGCAUUGAGAGCGGGUCGGGCUGAUGAAGAUAAGCUGCCAGAUACGUUCACAAAGGUGGAAGUAGUGAAGGAAGUUCGUGUAGAUGACUAUGCAAAGGGUGUGUUUUCUCUGCAGUUCAACUUUGAUAGCACUCUGUUGGCAGUUGGUUUUAAUGCAGGUGGAAUCAAGAUCCAUGAUACUAAGACUGGAGAAGAAACUAGUGUGUUGAGACCCUGUCGACAUGGAGGUUUUCCUAUCAUGUGCCUAAGAUUUCAUCCUAAGGUUCCUCAUAUUCUGUUUGCCUGUGAUGCUGAAGGCCAUAUUUACCAAUAUAAUCUGCAAGAUGGUACAUCUUCCCAUGUCAUUACUGAGGCUGGCAAUGAGAUAAAUGCUAUGGACUUUUCAGUUGAUGGGUAUAAUUUUGCAACAGCAGGAAGAGAUCUUUCAGUCCGAAUCUAUGACACAAAGACAUUGAGGCUGGACAAAACAUUUGAAGGUUAUGGAAGUGGUUCAUUUUUCAAAGGAUCUCAAGAUAUGGAAUGUGGGAACACCAUGAGAGUAUAUGCUUUAAAGUUUAUUCCAGAAAAUGAAUUUACGUUCAUAACUGCAGGAUGGGACAAUCAUCUAAAGAUUUGGGAUACUCGGAGAAAUGAUGGCAUGGUUAGACAGAUCCCAGGACCUCAUGUUUGUGGUGAUAGUAUUGAUAUAAAGGGCAAAACAGUCUUGGCCGGUUCCUGGCGUGCCAAUCAUGCACUGGAGGAAUACAACUACUUUAAUGAAAAACAAAAACCUAAAGAAAUCCCUUUUCCAAACAAAAAUGGAGCUUUCUUAUACUGUGCACAGUAUUGUGAAAAUAAUGUAGUCUUGGCUGGAGGCAGUGGUACUAACAGUGUUGAGGCAAUCGAGACAAGUACAGGAAGGCACAUUGGAGGAGUGAAGAUGUCUAGGACAGUUCAAGCCUUAGACUGUGCCAAUGGUGGUCGUGUGUUUGCUGUUGGUGGUGCAGAUGAUAUGUUUAAACUUUGUUCCAUGAAAUAAUAUUUUCCAUGCAGAGGGGUUUGUUUACUAUAUUUGUUUACAAUCAAAUCAAAACUGUUUGGUCACAGAUCCCACUUAUAAGUUCAUCUUUACAGAGUUGUGUUCAGGUGAACAGAUAUUAUAUUAUUCAAGCAUACCUGUAGUCAUGCUACAAAUAGGAUGUGGCUGUUUCAGGUCUGGCAGUUAUUUCUUUGUUAUCAAGAUAAAGUAAAAUAAGCAGAACCACAAAGGAAUAUGCAAAGAUAACAAUGAAGAUUGAAUAUCACAGUAUCACACUCAUUUUACAAUAACACAUCUACUACACAUGUAAUAUUCCUGACCUGAAUAAAGAACAAAAUUGAAUUGACCUUUUAAAAUGGUCACGUGACAGCAUCAAAUUCAAAAGCAGAUGUAACUGAAGUAUAUCAUUAUUCUUGUGAAGAUGCACUGACAUGAUUAUCAACUUAUUAAAUGACUUUGUUUCUAUUACCAUAUGGUAAUGGGUCAGUCAAUGCAGACUUCUGUAAACAGUCCUAAAUAUCUUAAAUAGUAGCUUAAUAGCAAUUCUUAAAAUUUUUUUUAAUGUAUAAAACAAUAUUUUUAUAAAGCA
Molecule: messenger RNA, 2120 nt
Organism: Pomacea canaliculata
Lineage: Eukaryota; Metazoa; Mollusca; Gastropoda; Architaenioglossa; Ampullariidae
Product: vegetative incompatibility protein HET-E-1-like
Exons: 9
Coding region: 416-1531 (371 amino acids)
Molecular function (GO): protein binding
Source: RefSeq, a predicted model, not a curated record